GCGCCCUUACCGGAAGGAAGCUAUACAUAAAUUUCAGCAACUUAUAUCGUUCUAUACACAGUUUUCUCCACUUUUCGUGCCAAGACUCUCUUACUCUCAGCACCCGAAGUGUAACCAUGUCGACAGAAAGGUCUUUUGCCAAAGGGAGUGCUGCACCGGGUCCUGUCCCCAAGGGCCACAUCAGACUCUACAGCAUGAGAUUCUGCCCCUUCGCCCAGAGGGCCAGAUUAGUGCUGAGUGCCAAAGGGAUCAAACAUGAGAUUAUCAACGUUGACCUGACAGACAAACCCGACUGGUUCCUCGAGAAGAAUCCUCUUGGUCUGGUCCCAGUACUGGAGACAUCUGCUGGUGAGGUGAUAAUGGAGUCUCCCAUCACCUGUGACUACCUGGAUGAAGUUUACCCGGAGAGGAAGCUGCUUCCUUCCUCUCCUUUUGGUAAAGCUCAACAGAAGAUGAUGCUAGAGGAUUUUUCUAAGGUCAUACCGUACUUUUACAAGAUUCCGAUGCUCAAAAAGAAGGGCGAAGAUGUCUCAGGACUGGAAGCUGAACUGAAGGAGAAAUUUUCCAAAUUGGAUAAGGACCUGGUUAACAAGAAGACCAAGUUCUUUGGUGGGGAUUCCAUCACAAUGAUCGACUACAUGAUGUGGCCUUUUUUUGAGAGGCUUGAGAGCUUUGAACUGAAAUACUGCCUCGACGGCACACCUGAGCUGAAGAAGUGGACGGAGCGAAUGUUGGAGGACAUGGCUGUCAAAGCCACAAUGCACAGUCAGGACACCUUCAAGGCCUUCCACGCGUCCUACGUGGAUGGGAAGCCCAACUACGACUAUGGCCUCUAGGGGGGAAAAAGGGAUAGCCUUAAAACAUCCCUUUUUUUAAAAUUGUAUACGCCAUAUUAAUUUUCACUCUAAUUCAAGGGCCCUGUUGGUUUUUUAUAACUUUGAUGAAAUAGGAAAAUAUAUAUAUAUAUUGUUGCACAUACUUAUAUUUUCGAUGAGGUUCAGUGAGUGAAUGCUACAUUUCUAUGAUGAUGCUCUUCCUCCAAUAAAAACUGUAUACAACGCUGA
Molecule: messenger RNA, 1064 nt
Organism: Gasterosteus aculeatus aculeatus (three-spined stickleback)
Lineage: Eukaryota; Metazoa; Chordata; Actinopteri; Perciformes; Gasterosteidae
Product: glutathione S-transferase omega-1
Biological process (GO): glutathione metabolic process
Cellular component (GO): cytoplasm
Molecular function (GO): glutathione transferase activity; glutathione dehydrogenase (ascorbate) activity
Source: RefSeq, a predicted model, not a curated record